Molecule: messenger RNA, 1615 nt
Organism: Tyto alba (common barn owl)
Lineage: Eukaryota; Metazoa; Chordata; Aves; Strigiformes; Tytonidae
Product: serine peptidase inhibitor Kazal type 5
Exons: 16
Coding region: 64-1473 (469 amino acids)
Molecular function (GO): serine-type endopeptidase inhibitor activity; protein binding
Source: RefSeq, a predicted model, not a curated record
UGCAAUCUUCCUCUCCUGCACAGAGAGCUAGCAGGCUGCGCUGGAGCGGUACCUCUGACUGCCAUGAAGAUAACAGCGGUUUUCGUGAAGGCGGCUCUAGCCCUUUGCUGCUCCUUAGGUAUUGCCUUUGGAGUUGAGGUUGAUUGCAGCCAGUAUUCCAGUGGCAUUGGCAAGGAUGGGACAGUCUGGGUAGCUUGCCCAAGGGAUUUGAAACCAGUCUGUGGCACCGAUGGCACCACGUACAGCAAUGAGUGUGGGAUCUGCUACUACAACAGGCAACACAGGGCCAGUGUGGAGAAGGCACAUGAAGGAGAAUGCGAGACGAUAUCUAUUAUGAUUGACUGCAGUACAUACCAAAAAUCUGGAGUAGAUGGUCAUGUCAUGGUAGCUUGCCCAAGGAUACUGAAACCAGUCUGUGGCUCAGAUGGCUUCACUUAUGACAAUGAAUGUGGGAUCUGUGCUUACAACGCGGAACAUCACGCCAACAUUACCAAAACAUAUGAUGGAGAGUGCAAGCAGGAAAUUAUUGACUGCAGUAAGUACCCAACAAAAACCACUGAAGAUGGCACAGUAUUAGUAUCCUGUCCAAGGAUCCUGGAUCCUGUUUGCGGCACAGAUGACAUUACAUAUGAUAAUGAAUGUGGGAUCUGUGCCCACAAUGGAGAACACAGGACCCAUGUUAGCAAGAAGCAUAAAGGAAAAUGCAGACAGGAGACUUCUGAGAUCGAUUGCAGUCAAUACUCAUCAAGAGUGAUGAAGGGUGGUAAAGCCAUGAUGCGCUGUCCAAGGAUCCUGCUCCCUGUCUGCGGCACAGAUGGAUUUACUUAUGACAACGAAUGUGGCAUCUGUGCCCAUAACCUAGAACAUGGGACUCACGUUAAGAAAAACUAUACAGGAAGAUGCAAGGAUGAAAGCAUUCCUGUUGACUGCAGCAGAUACCUGAGCAAUACGAAAACCGGUGAAGCCAUUGCAGCCUGCCCCUUCAUCCUGCGCGAGAUCUGUGGGACAGAUGGUGUCACCUACAGCAAUGACUGUGUGCUGUGUGCCCAUAACAUUGAAUUUGGAACCAGUGUUGCCAAAAGGCAUGAUGGAAGGUGCCUAGUGGAACCUCCCCAAAUCAACUGCAGCCAGUACCCAACUAGCACCCUGAAGGAUGGCAGACAGUUGAUGGCCUGCACGAUGAUCUAUGAUCCCGUCUGCGGUACCGAUGGUGUCACCUACGCCAGCGAGUGUACGCUGUGUGCCCACAACCUGGAGCACCGGACCAAUCUUGGCAAAAGAAAGAAUGGACGCUGUGAAGAAGAUAUUACAAGAGAUCAUUGCAAGGGCUUCCAAGGACAGUCUGUGUGCACCUUGGAAUAUUUGCCCCACUGUGGCUCUGACGGCAAAACAUACAGCAACAGAUGUGCUUUCUGCAAUGCUUACCUGGAAAGCAGAAGUACUCUCAACCUCAUGAGUCUGACUGAAUGUUAAGUCUGUGCUGGAGUCCAGCCCAGGAAGACAAGCUCCCUUGCAUGUGACUUCCCAUGGGCUGAUCUUCCCCAGCAACUUUCCUUCAGUUUGUCUCAUUUCCUUAGCUACUGAAGCACUUGUUCAAUAAACUCACUUGGCAACA